AUGGACGGCGUCGUGGGCUCUGCGCCCGCCGGCCACAUGUAUGUCCGCGCUCUUUACGACUACGAGGCCGACGACAGGACCAGCUUGAGUUUCCACGAAGGCGACGUCAUCCAGGUCAUCACCCAGCUUGAGAGCGGCUGGUGGGAUGGUGUCAUCAACGGUGUCCGUGGCUGGUUUCCCAGCAAUUACUGUCAGAUCAUCGCCGGCCUCGACGACCUCCCCGAACAAGGCCAUAAUGGCCACAUCGACCACCUCGACGACGACGCCGAGGAGCAGGACGUGUACGACGACAGUUUCGAGCACGACGACGAGUCCGAAGCGGACGGCUCCAAUGGCCUGCCCCUCGAGGGCAUCGACAUGGCCGACAAGUCGCGGGCCGAUUUCUGGAUCCCCCAGGCCACCCCAGACGGCCGACUCUUCUACUACAACAUGAUGACGGGUGACCGCAGCAUGGAGCUCCCGCUCGAGUCCCCCGUCUCCGCCACCGAAACCGGUCCUCGGGACCGCAUGAACGUCACCAUGCCUGACAAGACCCGCCCUCCUCCCGAGAUGAUGGCAAGAGGCCUGAUGCAGGACGAAGACGACGAUUCGGCGACGUCUGCCUCCGAAGCCGAAGCAGAAUCCAUGCUGCUUGCUUCGAGAGGUUACCUGGUAAUGCCCCCAGCCCCUGCGCCCGUUCAUGCGGCUACCCGAAGCGCGUCCACCACUAACCGUUCCGCCCCUUCCCAGGCUCGGAAUCGCACAUCGUUCAGCGGCGUCCUCUCCCCCUCGACCUCGAUGGAUUCCAUGAACGGCGCAUCGCCGGCCCGACGCAAGCGCACCGACGGCAUGGCCAACGGCAAGGCAGGGACUAGAGAGCCUCCCAACAUGGUCUCGGCCACCUCCUUCAUCAGCACCACGUACAACCUCCCCACCACCGCGACCGUCCCGCGGUCCUUCUUCGACGACGGCUCCACUCCUCCGCUCACUUGGGGCCUGCUAGUAUCCAACAUGAAGCGCGCCAUCGACCGCUACCGGGAGGCAAUUACGAACAACAGCCGCUCCGAGUACGUCGCUAGGGCCGAGGACAUAUCGGAUCAUCUCCGCCUACUGCUCGCUGCCGGCUCGGGCACCACGGACAACCACUCCGGCCAGCCCUCCAUCAUCUCAACAAACAAGGCCCUGUAUCCUCACUUCCGCGACAUGAUGUCCAAAUUCUCCAAACUCGUUAUUUCCUCACACAUCGCCGCUGCCGAUUGGCCCAACGCAGAAUCCGUACAAAAGUGCCUACAAGAGGCUGACGGCGUCCUGCUUGGCGUCUUCAGCUACGUGGACGUCGCGAGACAGCAGCGGGGCGAGGAGAUCCCGAGAUUAUUCCCCGGAUUUGUCAUUGGAAGCAAUGCCGGCGGGAACUGGCAGAACAACGGGCUAGGACCGCGAGACCCCAUUGCCUCCAACUUCUUGGACGACGACGAAGGGGCGGUGGAACCUACUGCUAUUCUCGACGGCAAGCUCCUCGAGAGACUGGAUGAGCAGAAGCGAAUCCUCGUGUCGAGCAUUAGGGAGCUCGACAAGAGCCUCGUUACGCCGGAGAACAUCAUCACGCCAUACCGGCAUGAAGUCAUUGGAAACAAUGUCUGCUCCGCCGGCGGCAAAGUGGUAGACAGGUUCAGGCCGUGGAUCGCCAUGAUCGAAUCCAUCGACCUCUCCUCCCUCGGUGACAGCUUUCAGACGCCCCAGCUCGCCGACUUCAGCACCAACAAGCAGAGCCUGUACGACAACAUCUCCGACCUGCUGCUUGGCUGCCAGGCUGUUGCGGGGCCCUUGGCAGACGAGUGGAGCGAAGUGCGAGGAGAGGCGCUCGAGAACCGCCUCGAGUACGUGCGCCAAUGCGCGCGAGCGCUCGAGACCAAUUCAUCACACAUCGGCUUCUCGCUGCAGCUGCUCUCGGAACAGGUCCAGAUCAACAUUCAAUCGCAGCAACCGCAAGCCGACCCCCGCUUCAGGGGAGACCAGGGCCCGCGGCAGCUGCAGCGGGUGGAGACAAUGCCGUACGAUCGGCCCCAUCAGCGCUCGGACUCGAGAACUGCCGGCAUGCGGCCCCCCUUGAUCACGGCCCAAUCGUUCAGCGAGGGCGAGCCGCCGCCGGGCAAUUUCAGAAAGGGCGACUAUUCCAAGGUGAAGAAGAUAUUUGGGGAGGACCCUUCACCGCAGACGGCCGUCAACGACGAUACGCCAGUCUACAUGCGCCUCGAUUACGAAGACGAUGUGUCCUGGGACAACAAGACCACGCCGCCCACCGUCAAGGGUGGAUCUCUCCCAGCUCUUGUCGAGCAGCUCACGCGGCACGACAAGCUGGAUCCGAAUCUCAACAACACUUUCCUCCUCACGUACAGGUCUUUCACCUCAGCACGAGAGCUUUUCGAGCUGCUUGUCAAGCGUUUCGGUAUACAGCCACCAGAAGGCAUCACCCAGCAAGACUAUGAGGCUUGGAGGGACCGCAAGCAGAAGCCGAUCAGAUUCCGAGUUGUCAACAUCCUAAAGAGCUGGCUUGACAAUUUCUGGAUGGAGGAGCACAACGAGGAGUCGAAGCAGCUGAUCCGUGACGUGUACACCUUUGCCAGGGACACGGUCAAGUCGACUGAGACGCCGGGCUCCGGUCCUUUGAUGGCAGUGCUCGACCAGAGGCUGAGUGGAAAGGAGGUGGGGGCCCGUCGGAUGAUCCAGACGCUGAACCAGAGCACGCCGUCGCCGAUUGUGCCAAAGAACAUGAAGAAGCUCAAGUUCCUCGACAUCGACGUUACCGAGUUUGCGCGACAGCUCACCAUCAUCGAGUCUAGGCUGUACGGCAAGAUCAAGGCCGCCGAGUGCCUGAACAAGACGUGGCAGAAGAAGGUCGGCGAGGGCGAGCCUGACGCAGCCCCCAAUGUCAAGGCAUUGAUCUUGCAUUCGAACCAGAUGACCAACUGGGUCGCGGAGAUGAUCCUUGCCCAGCAGGACGUCAAGAAGCGCGUGGUGGUGAUCAAGCACUUUGUUUCAGUCGCCGAUAAAUGCCGAGGACUCAACAACUUUUCGACGUUGACGUCGAUCAUCUCCGCGCUUGGCACCGCGCCGAUAGCUCGGCUGAAGCGCACCUGGGACCAGGUCCCACAGCGGACGCAAGGCGUGCUGGAAACGAUGCGCCGGCUGAUGGCCAGCACCAAGAACUUUGGCGAGUAUCGUGAGGCGCUACACGCCGCGAAUCCGCCGUGUAUUCCCUUUUUCGGCGUAUAUCUGACGGAUCUCACGUUCAUCGAGGACGGCAUACCCUCGAUCAUCAAGAAGACUAACAUGAUUAACUUUGCCAAGCGGGCAAAGACUGCGGAAGUCAUCCGGGACAUCCAGCAGUACCAGAACGUGGGGUAUUCCCUGCAGCCUGUCCCGGAGCUGCAGGAUUACAUUCUGAGCAACAUGCAAGCCGCGGGGGAUGUUCACGAGAUGUACGACAAGAGUCUUACGAUUGAACCGCGAGAGCGUGAGGACGAGAAGAUUGUGAGGGUGUUGGCCGAAUCGGGCUUCCUCUAA
Messenger RNA from Purpureocillium lilacinum, 3543 nucleotides. RefSeq lists its product as uncharacterized. Gene Ontology annotation, molecular function: protein binding; guanyl-nucleotide exchange factor activity. NCBI's taxonomy places the organism in Eukaryota, Fungi, Ascomycota, Sordariomycetes, Hypocreales, Ophiocordycipitaceae. Gene Ontology annotation, biological process: positive regulation of GTPase activity; Ras protein signal transduction. The record is from RefSeq and is a predicted model, not a curated record. Gene Ontology annotation, cellular component: plasma membrane.